AAAGCAAAGUAGGACCUCUUGUGUGACGUCAUCAAAACGCGACUCAGAGAGUCUGUACUGUAGAAGCUCUGACAUAACCGAGAUCAUUAUUACUUAUUAUUUUUAGGAUUGAUUUGAAGUCAUGCCCAAAGUGAAAAGAAGCAGAAAGCCACCACCAGACGGUUGGGAGCUGAUCGAGCCCACUCUUGAUGAAUUAGAUCAGAAAAUGAGAGAAGCUGAAACCGAGCCUCAUGAGGGUAAACGGAAAGUCGAGUCGCUUUGGCCAAUAUUCAGACUUCAUCACCAGCGGAGCCGCUACAUUUUCGACCUUUUUUACAAAAGAAAGGCAAUCAGCAGAGAACUCUACGAUUACUGUAUAAAAGAAGGAUAUGCUGACAAGAACCUGAUUGCGAAGUGGAAGAAGCAGGGUUAUGAAAAUCUGUGCUGUCUUCGCUGCAUUCAGACACGAGACACCAACUUCGGAACAAAUUGCAUAUGCAGAGUGCCGAAAGGCAAGCUGGAAGUGGGUCGUAUCAUUGAGUGCACUCAUUGUGGAUGCAGAGGAUGUUCUGGAUGAUCGACUUCUGCUGUUGGGACUCAUUAUAUGUUAAUCUUGUAUCUUAAUUUUCAUAAUGCUUUCAAAUUUUCUUUGUGAAUAUUUUUUCAUUCCAGAUUAUUUUUUGUCCUUUAUUGUUUGAAAAUUCAGUUUUCAUUAAACUUUGCCAUCUUUAAAA
Neoarius graeffei (lesser salmon catfish) is the source of this 713-nucleotide messenger RNA. RefSeq names its product BUD31 homolog (gene bud31). The coding region runs from base 122 to 556 and encodes 144 amino acids. The record is from RefSeq and is a predicted model, not a curated record. The transcript has 4 exons. Lineage: Eukaryota; Metazoa; Chordata; Actinopteri; Siluriformes; Ariidae. Gene Ontology annotation, biological process: mRNA splicing, via spliceosome. Gene Ontology annotation, cellular component: nucleus; spliceosomal complex.